CCGCUCGCGACCAAGGAUAAAGUUUUAUUCAGUCAAGUCUUGUGGACGUUAAAAUGGUAGAAAGACGUCUGACUAGGAUAUUUUGGAAUAUCACUUCGCUUUGUAUGCAAAUUUUGAAUGGGAACAAUUCAAUUACUAUAUCAGGGACUUUUAAGCUUCGUUUACUUUUCAUGCUGUUUGUUGAUACAUCUGUAGUUUCGGCAGCAAGCGUUGUCGAACCUGAUUGGUCCACAUUUUAUCGCGUCCAUUGCGUAGCGAUCAGUCACUAGCAAAGAUUACGUCCGAUUAAGACAGUCAGCAAAAUUUACCAGCCGCGGAAUAAAAUGCGGAGGAAUAUCAUGGCGGGAAAUCAAUACUCGAAGCUUUCACAAGGUGACGAAGAAAUUGCCUGCGAGUUUGUCAGACGAGAAAAUCAAAGUCACGAAAAUGAUGCGAGAAGACGUUUGAUCACGGCGUGUGUGUUUUGCACGGUUUUCAUCAUAUGUGAAGUUAUAGGUGGGUUUCUUGCCAACAGUCUCGCUGUAAUGAAUGACGCCCUGCACCAUUUUUUUGAUCUCAACUCACUUCUGAUGAGCCUGGUUGCUUCAUGGAUUGCACGGUGGAAACCAAACGAAAAGAAAACAUUCGGAUAUUACAGAGCUGAAAUCCUUGGUGCAUGCGCUGUGAUAGCGACGUUAUGGCUGCUGACCGGUGUGCUCACGUAUGAAUCAAUUCUUAGACUAACCUCAGGACAAAGCGGUCAUCACGGUCACGUGAAUUCUGACGCAAUGAUAGUGACGGCGGCGUUGGCUUUUUGUGCCAAUAUAACAAUUAUUUGCUUGUUAAACGUUCAUUCUCAUCACGGAGAUCACCAUCAUGAGACAAGCAUGACAGUCAAGGCCGCCAUUCUUCACACUGUUGGUGAUGUUCUUCAUAGUUUUGCUGUGCUUGUUGGUGCCAUACUCAUCAAAAUCAAUCCCUCGUGGGAAAUCGCUGACCCCAUUAUUAGCCUUGUGGGCGCAUGUGUGGUUCUCUUGUCCACUUACAGUGUUCUAAGAGACUCUAUUAAUAUCUUACUAGAAGGAGUGCCUUCAAGCAUACGGCUAGCUGACGUAAGAAAAGAUUUGACGAGUACUGAUCACGUGUUAAGCGUUCAUAAUGUGCAUGUCUGGUCUUUAACCGCUGGCAAAACAGUGCUGUCGGCUCAUAUGGUCAUAGAUCCUAGAACGGAUGUUAACUCGUUGUUAUCACUCACAACUCAGAAGAUGUGUGACAAAUACCACUUUUAUCACACGUGUUUACAGCUGGAAAUUCGAUCAACAGAACGCAGAACUAAUUUUCACCAAAAUAACUCAGCACAAAUCCCUGAUCUUAGCAACGACGAUUAAGAAUCCUUGAUUGCAGUGAGUACACCCCAACCGUGAACACUUGAUCUUUUUUUGUACAUAUUCUACGUGAGAUUACGUACUGCCCUAACCCUUAUAAGAGAAUUUAUAGCGCGUUUUUACACUGUAAAAACACCAGUUUUGUACAUCAUCCAAAUGAAGAGCUUUCAUUUUAUAGUUACUAACAAAAUGUACCAAAACAAAAAAACGUCAAGUGUGCGUGGUUCGAGUGCCUUAACUGUAUUCAGAGUAGCUUUUAUUGACAAAUAAUUUAUAAGUGUAUUUAGCUACAAGCCUACAAUCUCAGCUAUGGAUUUCUACUGCAGCUAAGUUCCUGAGAAAAAAAUAUUGACGUCGCAAAUAUAUGAUUGAAAAAGAUUGAGCAGAUACACUGCACGUUUUAAAAACAACGAAACAGAAUUUUCAAAUCCUUUCUCAUCCAUAAACUUUGAAAUUCUAAGUUAUCCCGAGUGUGGGUCGAUGAACUUACCUGCGAAAAAUGAAACAAAAAAUGAUUUUAUUUAGUCAAAGUACCAACAAAGACAUUAAUAUAAGUUAUUUUGCGUUUAUAACUGUGUUGUCUGUUUUUGUUUUAUUUUGAAAAAUGUUCAUAGAAAAAUGAUUCUUGCAAAAAGUUGUCUGGCAACAAUUUCAACUGUCAUCUGAGAAAUAACGAAUUUUUAAAUGGUAACUGGGAUCUGAGAUAUGCUUGAUUUGUUAGCGGAUAUGAGAAAUCGCCGGAAAUUUUAUCAUAAGUGGCAUUUUAGCACUCCCAUGUAACUCUCUGAUAUCGUUUCGAAAACCUGUGAAAUAUACUGAGAGUAGUUUGUAGCAUCUCGUCAUGUUAGAGGUUAUAUUACUGAUCUGAACCCACCCCUUCCAUUGGCACGAUUUCCGAGGCUAAUCCAGAGUAGGGUGAAUUUGAAUUUAGGUUUAUUACUUUUCAGCGAGCGUUCUGUUUAUAUUUUGUGUCCAUCACGUUUUCUGACGUAGAUCAAUUCUCAAAUCUAGCUGACAAACAAAAUGAGUUAACACACUCCUGUACACGAGAAACUAACCGUCUGUCUAACUUUUAUAAUCCGCAAAGGAGCUUAGUCAUGGUAUUUGGGGUUACAUGUAUUUUGGGCGGGUAAAACGUAACCUUUAAAUUGAAGGAAACCUGAAAAUAGUAGUUUACUA
Molecule: messenger RNA, 2543 nt
Organism: Orbicella faveolata
Lineage: Eukaryota; Metazoa; Cnidaria; Anthozoa; Scleractinia; Merulinidae
Product: proton-coupled zinc antiporter SLC30A8-like
Biological process (GO): response to zinc ion; zinc ion transmembrane transport
Cellular component (GO): plasma membrane
Molecular function (GO): zinc ion transmembrane transporter activity
Source: RefSeq, a predicted model, not a curated record